AUGGGCAAACCAACUAAGAGAUCAGCAAAUCUUCAACGAAAAGGCCUGACAGCAGACGCUUUGCUAGCCCAGUCGUACAAGCAAUGUAAGAAAAGGCUAGCUGCAUCAACAGACAGGAACUACAAGGACGCACAGAAACUAUGGGACGAGUAUGAACCCUCUAUAUCAGACAUAAUCUACUUGCCUAAGAUACUAAAGUGGAUCAGAUACUGCGCAUACACCGGCAGACCUUCUCUGCUGCAGCCAGGGUCACAUGUGCCUGAUGUCCACCAACUUAAGCAAUUCUUACAUUGGUGGGCUGGGAGUUCUGAAGGACGAAUCCAAGCACAAGUGAGCGUUGUCUCUUGCGAGGUUGUCUGGGCUAGAGUUCAAUCAGUUAUUCUCCAAGUAACAGGAAAUCGUGUACCUACUCAAGUCAACACAGAUGUACUCGCAUGGAUACGAACAAACCUCACUCAGGAACUUUGUUUAACGACAGAGAGAGUGAAAAAAGGUUUAUGUGACUUGGUUGUGUUCACAAAUCUUAUGAAACAGCUUUGGUGUCACGACGCUGACGAAUUUGAGUGGGAACGCGAACGUGUGCAGACCGCCUUUCUACUGCAGAUACACAUGUUCACGGGAGGCCGGCCUGGCGCGUUUGUCCCUACGGGAUACUACCCUGACAUCCAUCUAAAAUACGAGGAUGUCGAGUUUUUACUCAUCCGCGUAAAAGAUGGGCAGGAAAAAUUUGGCCUAGUACUACGACAAGGAUGGAGAAAAGGAGAAAAACAAAUGUUGGAUUCAAAGUUGCGUACCCUCUGGACGGAGGACGAGAGCAUGAUCUACUGCCCCGUUACGUCUUUUCUUGCAUUGGCGCUUGCAGAUGAUGCAUUUGUUUCAAUAAAAAGCCGAUCUGAUCUUGAAAGUUUGAAGCUGGACGGUGGCGAAGACGUACGAGUCUUUCCAUUCAAAGCUGAGAUGCACGGAAAACCCUUCUUGGUAACGCGACGCGGAGGCACCAUGCCAUAUUCGAGUUGGUGGUACAAACUCAAGUCCCUUAGCCAGAGAGCAGGGUAUAUGGAAUAUAUCCGUCCCUACGAUAUAAGAAGGGGUACUGCGAACAAGCUUGAUGAAUCAUCCAGCGUAUCGACCAAUUCAAGAAACCAACUUUUGGGUCACUCAAGUGAUGCUAUAUAUCAGCAAUAUUACCAGUCCGAUAUUUCAGCUGUAGAUAUAAAAGGCAUUGUUCUGCGCGGUAAAGCGGACGCAGGUUUUGACGUUCAAACAUUGCGCCGCAACCGCAGGCUCAAAAGAUUACCCUCACGCCUACCAUCACGAGAGCACCAAGAGUUCCUUGCCAACUGGAGACGCUUAACAUGGGAGGGCGAGGCCAGUAAAGACGUCUGUGGCAAGCGGGCACGAAAGCAGGCUUGGAAGGCAUUACAAAAAUCGUGGACAGAGACUUACGUCACCGUUAUCGCGCCAGAGCCCCCAAUGCAAAGCAAAAUCCCCAAAUCUGUUGAGCGUUUUGGCAAAUUGGAUGAACCUACAACAUUAAACGCUAUCAUGAUGCAAUACGACCCCCAUCGGAAACUUAUCAAAGAGGCUGCACUGCCUACCGAGUACAGUUUGCGAGCGUCUCCGAUAUUGGAUAGCCUUUCGUGCUUAGCCAGUAAGAACUACGAACAUCCAGCAGCCUGGUAUCCAGGUACCGAACCGCGUCGACUCACAGAUAAGAGAACGGAAUGUCGAUUCUGCAGGAAAGAUUUUACUACGUAA
Bipolaris oryzae ATCC 44560 is the source of this 1758-nucleotide messenger RNA. RefSeq lists its product as uncharacterized. Gene Ontology annotation, biological process: DNA integration; DNA recombination. NCBI's taxonomy places the organism in Eukaryota, Fungi, Ascomycota, Dothideomycetes, Pleosporales, Pleosporaceae. The record is from RefSeq and is a predicted model, not a curated record. Gene Ontology annotation, molecular function: DNA binding. The transcript has 4 exons. The coding region runs from base 1 to 1758 and encodes 585 amino acids.